AGCGGAUCACAUUAGUGCAGCAGUCUGCGAAGAAAGUGACCGCAGCCGAAGCGCAGCCGGCCACUCGAGCGGCGGGAGCGCGAACCGAGCGGACCGACCCCCAAGCCUCGCUGAAGGGGGCUUGCCCUCCGGAAGGAGAAAGGAACCAGAAGGACGCCAAAUAAAAAAAGAAAAAAAGCGCUUCGACGCGGGGAGCGCUCUUAUUUAAAGGGGAGGAAAGGGUAGGGGAGGCUGCGUCGCUGCGGGCUUUUGGACUCUUUAAUUAUACGCACGGCGGAUCUAUGAAGACGCGGACAGGUUAUUCAAUUGCAACCGCAGACCGAGUGAUUCACGCCCCUAACCCCCUCACCUCGCCCCGCCCGUCUGCCUCCAAUGCCGGGCAUUAGCUCCGCGGCGCCUCGCUAUGAAAGCUGGGAAAUGGACCACCUGGACCACUACCAGCACUACUUCUACGACGACCACGACCCGGACGAGGACUUCUUCAAGUCCACGGCGCCCAGCGAGGACAUAUGGAAGAAAUUCGAGCUGGUGCCGACCCCGCCCAUGUCCCCCAUCCGGCUGCCGGCGGAGGGGUCGGGCAAGGUCGGGCUGCUGUGUCCUUCCCUGGGGGACAAGCUGGAGUGGGUGUCUCAGUUCCUGGGGCAGGACGACGACCAUAACCACCAGCAGCAGCAGCAGCAGCAGCAUCCGCAAGAGCUGCCCUGCAAGCUGGCGACCAGCGGCGACUCCUUCGGCAACCUGAGCUCCAUCAUCAUCCAGGACUGCAUGUGGAGCUGCUUCUCGGCCGGCCAGCAGCUGGAGCGGGUGGUGGGGGAGCGUCCCCGCCUCGGCGCCGGAAGCGGCGUCUCGUCGCCGGGGAGGGCGCAGGGGGCCGCCGCCGACGCGGGGGCCGCGGGCGGCUUGGCUGCGGACUGCGUGGACCCGACCGCUGUGCUGACUUUCCCGCUGCCCGCAGGGUGCAAGAGGCAGGUGUCGUCCGGUUCAGAGUCGCACACGGACUCCUCAGAUGACGAAGAUGAAAACAAUGAGGAUGAAGAGGAGAUUGAUGUGGUGACCGUGGACCACAAGCAGCAGCGUAAACCCCGUCGACUGGUCGCCACCCGCAAACCGGUGACCAUAACGGUGCGAGCAGACCCCCACGACCCGGGCACCAAGCGUUUCCACAUCUCCAUCCAUCAGCAGCAGCACAACUACGCCGCCCCCUCCCCCGACACUCUCCCCGCAGCUCCCGAGCCAGCCCGGAAGAAGGUUCGCCAGGACGCUCCCGUGGCCCAGCUGCACCAGAACUCUCUCCACAACCAGCCCCGGCCCGGCCACGCCCCUUUGAACUUGGACACCAGGAAGUCUCAGACCACAGUGGUCGGAGCGAGAUCCGAGUCCCCCGACCUCAGCGCGUUUUCUCCUACCUCGUCGCCUUCGUCUCCGCCGAGCUCCUCCUCUUCCUCCUCCCACCAAAGCUCGCCGUCGAAGCCCCCCUCCCACCUGUCAAGCCCGCAGUCCUCGGACUGCGAGGACACGGACAAGCGCAGGGCGCACAACUUCCUGGAACGCAAGCGGCGCAACGACCUGCGCUCGCGCUUCCUGUCGCUGCGGGACGAGAUCCCGGGGCUGGCGGACUGCCCCAAGACGCCCAAGGUGGCCAUCCUGACACGAGCCACCGAGUACCUGCAGCAGCUCCACGCCGCAGAGAAGCAGAAGACUCAGGAGAGGAAGCAGCUGAAGGCCAAGCAGCUGCAGCUGCUGCAGCGGCUGGCACAGCUCAAACGCUCCUGAGGGGCAGAAAGGGGCCCCCCCAUACUCGAACACUGAACUGAAGGGGACUACACGGAGGAAAAACACUGUUUGAGUUGGUCAUGCUUGAAUAGAGCAGGUGGAUUAUUAUUAUUUUUUGCUGUUUUUUUUCUUUUUGUUGUUUGCACAUGAGCUUCUGAGUGACGAGCCGUCUGGACGGCCAAGGGUUGAUCCGAGUCAGUGGUCUUGCAGGCAGAAUAUACUAAUGGUCAGUCAAUAUUUGUUCUGUUUCCCCCCCCAAUGAAAACUCUUCAAACUUGUUGCUACUACAAAGCCCACCAUGAACACAACAAUGUGAAUUGCUACAACUGCUGUGCUGGUCGAACGUCCCCUUUAGUUGUGCGUAGGCGGCUGGGAUGCGUAUUUAAGAACCCAGCCCCCCUCUGCUGGAGUGUUAUGGUACCCUUUAUUCUCAGUACCCGGUGUAGAAUGUUUGUUUGAAUUCCAAAUCUUGCCUUUACAUCGGUCUUGUUUCUGCACAUCACUUUCCUCCGUUGCCAGCAUUCGGUCAUUUCUUGAUUGACACGGCCCCAUCCCCCCAAUUCAUUACCCAAGUAUUUCACAACUGCAUGUUGCAGCAGAAUCUUUGCCAGUUGAGCCUUUUUUUUUUUUUUUUUUUUUUUUUUUUUU
Fundulus heteroclitus (mummichog) is the source of this 2421-nucleotide messenger RNA. RefSeq names its product MYCL proto-oncogene, bHLH transcription factor b (gene myclb). Lineage: Eukaryota; Metazoa; Chordata; Actinopteri; Cyprinodontiformes; Fundulidae. Gene Ontology annotation, molecular function: RNA polymerase II cis-regulatory region sequence-specific DNA binding; protein dimerization activity; DNA-binding transcription factor activity, RNA polymerase II-specific. Gene Ontology annotation, biological process: regulation of transcription by RNA polymerase II. The transcript is spliced from 3 exons. The record is from RefSeq and is a predicted model, not a curated record. Bases 373 to 1773 code for a protein of 466 amino acids.